GAAGCGGCAGGGGGCGUCUUCCGUCCUUUCCACGCUUCCGACAUGUCUCAUCAGACUGGGAUCAAAGCUAAUGAAGAACUGAAAUCGUUUUUUGGACAUUGUAAGGAUGGAAAAGUCAGAGUAAUAAAAAUUAGUAUUCAAAAUGAGCAAUUGGUACUUACUGAUUUUAAAGCACCAAAAGGAACAUGGGAAGAUGAUUAUGACAGAUACAUGCUGAAUUUCAUAGAAGAUAAACAACCAUGUUAUAUUUUUUAUUGCUUGGAUAGUCAAAAUAAUUUAGGAUAUGAAUGGGUAUUUAUUAGUUGGUCACCUGAUGAUUCUCCGGUAAGAGAAAAAAUGCUUUAUGCUUCUACUAAAGCAACUCUUAAGAAAGAAUUUGGUGGAGGACAAAUUAAAUAUGAAUUAUUUGCAUCAACUAAGGAAGAUAUUAGUUUACAAGGCUAUCAUAGGCAUUUAAGAGAAGCAACUGAUCCUGCUCCAUUGACUUUUGCAGAAGAAGAGUUACAGAUGAUUAAAAAAAAUGAAUCUAGAGUAGAUAUAGCCAUUGAUUCAAGACAUCAAACUCUACAAGGUAUAGUUUUUCCAAUUUCUGAUGAUGCAAUAGCUGCAUUAUUUGAUAUGAAAAAUGGGAUUCUUAACUAUGUGCAAUUGAGUAUAGAUAUUGACAAAGAAGAAAUUAAUUUGGAAUCUUGUGAUGACACUAACAUCAACUCUCUUCCCAGCAGAGUUCCACGUGAUCAUGCUAGAUAUCAUUUAUUUUGUUUUCCACAUUCUUAUGAAGGCGAUUAUUUAUUAAGUAAAGUAUUCAUAUAUUCCACACCUGGAUACGAAUGUUCCGUUAAAGAGAGGAUGUUGUAUUCUAGUUGUAAGAGUCCACUUCUGGAUGUCAUCGAAAAUAAAAUAGGAAUUGAAAUAGCUAAAAAGAUCGAGACAGAUGAUCGCUCUGAACUGACCGCACAGUUUCUACUGGAAGAAAUCCAUCCCAAGAAAAACAUACACAGACAGAAAUUUGCCAAACCCAAAGGACCAGGCCACCGUGGACCGCGACGGUUGAUCAGGACCCCCCGGACGGAAGCAGAAGAGGAGAGUGGAGCCCCGGCCCAGAACUGACCCCGAAUCCUGUCUGUGUCCUUUCCACUAUGCAAUCUCCGAUGCCUACCUUCCUGCCAAUUUUGACUUGGUGCAGUUUUUACCAUGUACUUAAAGAAAAUAUAUUUUUAGCUACAUUUUGUACUCAGAAGGCCGCGACCAAAUUCUUAUUUUUGUUUAAGAGGAUUUUACUGGGUGCUGCCCUUCUGCCGGCAAAAGGGUACAUUUACAGAUGUCUUUCUAUUCUUCUGUUUUUGCAUUCUUCCUGGCCAAAAGGAAAUUUUCAGCCUCACCACCGACACAACCAACAUUUGGCAGAUGCCUCAUCCUUGCUGGUGGCAUUAGCACACGUGGAUGGUCCAGGCAGCAAAUUGGUUUUACUGCUGCAUGCACUACGUUUUUUUUUCUUAGUAUUUAACUGGAUACCUCAUAUUUAUUUAUUUUAAGUAUUUAUUUUAUUUCAUCAUGUUAAGUAUCAGUGGCUAAAACUUCUUUUUGCCACCUGCUGUGCAAAAAGUUGCAAUUUAUGUACAGAGAUUCUGCUCCUCUGUCUCCAGUGCAGCCCAGUAAUUUAAAAAUGGUAUAAAAUAGGGUUCUCAAGGGACAUGGAAACUCACUUUCUGCACUUUGGGGUGGGGUGGUGAGAAUACUGCUGGGCAAGUAUUAUUGGCUGCACCUCUCAUCAGAAUGGUAGAUGCCAUUUACUACCUUUGUGCCUUACGUCUUUUGGAGUGGCUCUCCGAUCUGGAAGCCGGUCGUGGAGGAGGAGGAAGGUAAGAGGAGGUAGAAACAAAAAAUGGAAAAUUUGCUGCCUAAAUGAUGCCUAGCCCAUUUGGGUACCCUUAACCCCGGAGGGUUCUUAAACGAAAACCAUAGGGGAGGUCCUGAUUAACUACUUCCGGCACAAACCGGAAGUUCAUAUGUAAUGUUAUUUUGAUUGAAAAAUUUUCUCUGUGUUGAAAUUAGAUAGAUAACUGUCAUGACUCCAUCAUUAAUGAGAAAAGUAUGACGUAUGGGAGCAAGACUACUAAAAUUGAGAGGACAUGACGAAAAAUUGCAGCCUGCCGUGGCAACAUCAUCACAAUAAAUAAUUGCCAGUCCCGAUGACAAAUUUAAAUUAUGGCCAUGUCAGUGUGUUUCAUCUCAUGACUUUUCCCAGUGCAGAUUUCUGGGUUUUCAACGUACAGUAAUUUCAGACGACCGACACCUUUUUGGUAUUUGAACUCUCAGUUUCAUUUAAUUUUCCUAUUAUUUUUUGCACCAUAGCUGCUCUCGCGGCUCAACCCAGAAAAUUUUGGCUCUCGGAUCCAAUAUUGUGUGUUGCCACCAUGGCCAGACAGUAAUUUCUACCGCAUCACUGACCAACAACGUCGCCAAGAGGUGCUGUUUCUCGUAAUCAGAUGAUGAUUAAUUUUUGGCUGGAUGAAAAAAAAUGUGGUAUAAAUUUGCAGAGAUCCAUAAUCCAGGGAAGACGGAAACAGGCAAAUAAACUUUAUGAAUGUCAUUUUUAUAUUCUUCCAGUAGAGAUUAAAGUGGGAGCAAAGUCAGCCCCCACCGGGAGGAGGCAUGGCUUUUGACGUAAAUUGCAAUUUUCUGUAAUUUGAAUAGUUUAAAUCGGUAAUAGUAAUUUUACGUUUUACUUUAGAAAGUUUGAAGGCAUUGAUUUUCCAAGCCCUUUUACCACUUGCGUUUAAAAAAUCAUCUUAUUUAUUUGUGCAAUAUACAAUGGAAUCGUGGUUAAAAGUCUUUUCUAAAAUCUUCCAUUUUGUUCCAUUAGUCAGAUCGGAUGCAAGACUUAAAGCUGACAAAUAUAAGAAAUGCAUUAAGAUUAUUUUUUUUAGCAGCAGACAUUUAUAUUAAGGAGUAUUUGUAAACUUGUAGGACCCUGUCCAACUCAGAGGAGGUUUUGGAAGACCAAACGUAAUCAAAAUACAGGGUGGGGCAGAAAGAAUAAUGUUUUUUAAAAAAUCACAUCAUCUGUAAUUGUUACUACAAAAGAUAUUUGCUUGAAAGAUGUGAGUUCAUACUGAAAUAGCAUUUUACAGAAUCAAGUGUGGUAAACAACAUCUUCCAUGUGGUGUCCGUUAUCAGUGAUGCAUUUCUGGAGGCAAUUUUGGCAACUUCCACGCAAAUAGCUUCCUUCAGUUCUUGCAAAGAACAGGCUUAUGUUCAUAUACACAUGUGUUGAGAUGUUCCCACUAGAAGUAAUCACACAUGGAUAGAGCGGGUGAACUAGGAGGCCAAUGAAUGUCACCAAACCUGGCAAUGAGGCAACCAGGGAAGAGACAGCAAAUAACAUCAAUUGAUGUUCUAGCUGUGUGGGCUGUUGCUCCAUCCUGUUGAAACCACACACAUCUAAUGGGAAUACAUUUCCAUUGUACACAAGGAUGCAGAAACAUAUUCCCAUCAGACGUGUACGACUGAGCGAUCGAUCGAUCCCCUUUGCAUAUGACUGUUUCCUCAGUCGUAUGCAAACACAUGGUGAUCUAUCAUCCACAGCUCCAAGCCUUCAACUGAAAAGACAAUGCUAAGACCUCACUACUUUCAUUCUACCUGCUACACAUCUGUCACUUCACCUGGUGGUGAGUUGUAGCCAUUUUAAAAACAUCCGUCCUUUCUGCCCCACCCAGUAUAAUUGUGGGGAAUGGGUGGUGGCCGGCACAUGUUUACGUAGAAGGGCCGACUUUUGGAAGGGAACUCCUUUGUCCAAGGGCUUAAAAUUAGCCAAUUCUCCCCGUUCCUCUUUCGAGGGACCGAAAGAACAUCUGUAAAUGGAAUUUUAUUUCCAGGUGCGACUGUCUGCUUAAUAAAACAACAUUUUGUUGGCAAAUAAUACCUAAACAAAGGAAGAUGAAAUUAGAAAAGGGACCACACAUCAUCUCAUUUAUUUAUUUUUAGGUUGUGAUGUUUGGGGUUUUAGACCAAUGUGUUUUAUCGCGCUUAUUUAUUGUUGUUUGGUUAUUUUGUGGCACAUAGCUCUGUCCAAAUAACGAUUUUUGAAAAUUGUACCUGUCUGUGGCGGGAAAGAGGCUUACUUUAUUC
This is a messenger RNA of Centruroides sculpturatus (bark scorpion), 4131 nucleotides long. RefSeq names its product twinfilin-1-like (gene twf). Gene Ontology annotation, cellular component: myofibril; actin filament; cytoplasm. Gene Ontology annotation, molecular function: actin monomer binding; actin filament binding. Bases 43 to 1110 code for a protein of 355 amino acids. Gene Ontology annotation, biological process: barbed-end actin filament capping; regulation of lamellipodium assembly; positive regulation of neuron projection development. The transcript has 10 exons. NCBI's taxonomy places the organism in Eukaryota, Metazoa, Arthropoda, Arachnida, Scorpiones, Buthidae. The record is from RefSeq and is a predicted model, not a curated record.